This is a messenger RNA of Aspergillus mulundensis, 813 nucleotides long. RefSeq names its product putative methyltransferase. NCBI's taxonomy places the organism in Eukaryota, Fungi, Ascomycota, Eurotiomycetes, Eurotiales, Aspergillaceae. The transcript has a single exon. The record is from RefSeq and is a predicted model, not a curated record. Gene Ontology annotation, molecular function: oxidoreductase activity. The coding region runs from base 1 to 813 and encodes 270 amino acids.
AUGUCCUUCACCGGCCCCGUCAACGUCGAAAUCCGCUUCCUCGAUCCCCCAAAAGACGGCUCAAUACCCCACGCCGUCGUCCCCGCAUCCGGCCCUCCGCAAGAAAACUACAGCGCCGUCGCCCACCAAGUCUCCCUCACAGACCUCCGCGGCCAAGAAUCAGAAUACAACCUCGAUAAAGACGCCUUCGCCGCCCUCCAGAAUGUCCCGUCCGAGAUGACCUACGAGUCCUGGGACUCCGACGAGGCCGUGAAGACAACCUAUUACAGCGAAGUCGAGGACCUCCUCUUCAAGAACGUUCCGGGCACACAUAAAGUCGUAAUCUUCGACCAUACCAUCCGCCGAUAUAAUCCCGAGGCCGACCGGCAGCCUGUCGUAUUCGCGCACGUCGACCAGACACCGAAAGCCGCGGCCCUCCGCGUCCGAGAACACGUCAAGGACCCCGAAGAAGCCGAGAAGUUACUCGCCGGUCGGUGCAGGAUUAUAAAUGUGUGGCGGCCGCUCAAUGGGAAAGUCGAGUCGAUGCCGCUGGCCUUUGCGACGGCUGCGUCGGUCGCACCGGACGAUCUGAGUACCAUCGAGCGCAGGUACCCGCAUUACACUGGUGAAACGAUGGGCGUGAAAUACAACCCCAACCAGAAGUGGCUAUACUGGUCCGGCAUUGAUAAUGAUGAGAGGAUCCUCAUCAAGUGCUCGGAUACGAGGGAGGAUGUUGCGCGGCGGGUGCCGCAUUCUGCGUUUGUUGACCCGAGGUCGACGGAGAACUCGAAGCCAAGGGAAAGUAUUGAGGUUAGAGGAUUGGUCUUUGGUUAA